Drosophila rhopaloa is the source of this 599-nucleotide messenger RNA. RefSeq names its product H/ACA ribonucleoprotein complex subunit 1. The coding region runs from base 1 to 504 and encodes 167 amino acids. The record is from RefSeq and is a predicted model, not a curated record. NCBI's taxonomy places the organism in Eukaryota, Metazoa, Arthropoda, Insecta, Diptera, Drosophilidae. The transcript has a single exon.
AUGUCGUUAAGAAGUCCCACUCUGGCGGGUAGAGUCCUGGCCAUAAUGCUCUUGCUGAUACUGACGGGUAUUCAGGCGCGGCGCCUUGGCCAUCGGCGCCUCAUAAUCCACGUGCCGGUCAAGGUAAAGACGCACCAUCACACCCACACUGUCUACAAGGUGCUCCACGGAUCGCAUGGCGGCGGUGGAGGAGGAGGUGUGAAGCAAACUGUAUACAAAGUGCUUGGCUUUUCCACACACGGAGGCGGUAUAGCCAAAGGAGGCGGAGGAGGAGGUGGUGGCCAUGGCGGAGGUGGCGGCCACGGGAGCUACGACUUGGGAGGAAUGGGCCACGGCGAAAUCACGUACGAGGACAUGCACGGAUGCGAGAGCGGCAAGGUGAUGCCGGCGGCCAGGGACAUGAUUUUCAAUCACUACUCGCGGAACGGCGAGGGAACUGAAGCUGCCGAGGAUUAUGCCGAAGAGUUGGACGACUUUGUAGACCUAAGGGAUGGCUGGUUGUGAAUAAAGAGACGUGUGCGAAAUCACCACCGAUUAAUUAUAAAAUUCCAGGCACCAGUGAUCCCCACUCCACAUUUGCACUACGGAAUUGUUGACGA